Molecule: messenger RNA, 780 nt
Organism: Blastocystis hominis
Lineage: Eukaryota; Bigyra; Opalinata; Blastocystidae
Exons: 2
Coding region: 1-780 (259 amino acids)
Source: RefSeq, a predicted model, not a curated record
AUGCCUGUUACCACUAUCGGUGUCUCUAAUCUAGCUAGGGUGAGACGGUUUACUCAACAAGACAGUAAUGAAGCACUCACUUCCAUUCCUGGAUCUAAUAUAGUCUAUGGAAAGCGUGGUAGAGAAGAAGGAAUAUUUCAUAAGAGGGGAGAUAAUUACUCACUUAUUCGAGGAAAACGCCUAUUCACUGGUUCCUCGUAUUAUUAUAUUGGAAGCGAACGAACAAGAGAUGAUGGACUACUAAUUUAUCCAACUAUACCCAAAGUAAUCUCUUUGUAUGAAAAUGAUCAACUAAUUUACAAAGGCGGGAUUAAGGAUGGUUUGUACCAUGGGCAUGGAACAAUUUACAAAGACGGAAAGCCUGUUUUUGAAGGUCAUUUCGAAAAUGGCAAGAAAUGUGGAGAAGGCUGUGAAUUUGAUGACAACGGAUUAUUUAUUAAAAGAGAAUACAAGAAUGAUCAGAUUACUGGCAGUUCUUAUGAAGACCAGGAGUAUAGAAGACUUAUCGAUAAGUUAAAGGAAAAAUUGGAAAAGAAAAAUCCGAAGUUGUAUAUUGCAGAUACCACUUAUUGCGACUUUAUAGUUCAAAGAAAAAGAGAUCCAAGAUUCCAGGAAUCUCCUAUGGUCUUCUAUGGAUAUGUAACAAAAGAAGGAGCUCAUCGAGUGAUCGGAAAGGAAUUCCGGGUUACUGGAUAUGAUCAUUUUGAAGUUAUUAUUAUGGAACGUUGUGGUGUGAUUCCAAUGUUCGUUUUGAGGGAUCAUUUGAAAAUGGAAGAAUGA